GUAAUUGCUUGCCGAUGAUGAUAAUAAUACCUCUUGGACUCGUGGUUGGCAAAAUUAAAUUUAGUUUACGUUCGACUGUUGUAAACAGUGUCUCGCGUGAUAAUUUGUUGAAAAUUUUCCGUUUCUCUCUGAUAAAUCAAAACCAAAGUGUCUAAUUUUUACACACAAAAAAAAAAUGUUUUUUUAAUGCAAAAAAAAAUUAUCAAGCAAUAAAAAAAAGUAUUAUUCAUGUACCUGUGAAACCGUCCCAAAAUUAAAAAAAAAAUAAAAACGUGUCAAAAAAUUACAUAAAAAUGACAAAAAUUGCAUUUUUCUCACUUUUCAUCGCUUUGUUCGUCAUUUCUGGUAUUAAUGCUGCGACAAUUACAGCAAAUAAAAAUCAAGAAACCUUCGAAUUUCUUUUGCUGCACAAUAAUGACAUGCACGGGCGAUUUGAGGAGACCGACGAAUACACAAAUGAUUGCCCGAAGGAAGACAAAAAGGCAAAUAAAUGCUAUGGCGGCUUUGCAAGAGUGGCAAACGUGAUACGAAAACAUCGUCAAAACGCCGCAUCAGGCAAUGGACCUCCCGUGCUCUACUUAAAUGCCGGCGACACUUACACAGGCACUCCAUGGUUUUCGCUCAACAAAGAGAACAUCACGACUGAAUUUUUGAAUGCUUUAGCACCCGAAGCGAUGUGCUUGGGAAAUCACGAGUUCGAUUUCGGGCUGGAGCAUCUCGCACCGCAUUUGAAGGACUUGAAAUUUCCCAUUCUAGCGGCUAAUUUGAACUAUUCCGCUGUACCAGAGUUGUCAUCGAUCGAGCAACUGAAGAAAUCGACAGUUUUGGAUGUGAAUGGAACGAAAGUUGGGGUUAUUGGAUACAUCACACCCGAAACGAAUGAAUUAUCUCUCGUUGAAUACGUGGAUUUUACCGAUGAAAUUGAAGCAAUUAAUCAGGAAGCUGCAUUAUUACGUUCGCAAGAUGUAAAAAUCAUUAUUGCACUCGGGCAUUCGGGCAUCGAGAAAGAUCUGGAAAUCGCUGAAAAGUGUCCUUUAGUCGAUCUUGUCGUUGGAGCGCAUUCUCACACGUAUUUGGGCAAAAAACAAGACAUCGAAGUGCCUUACGGACCUUAUCCGAUGGUUGUGACGCAAAAAAAUUCCAAACGCAAAGUGCCCGUUGUUCAAGCUUAUGCCUUCACAAAGUACAUGGGAAGUCUCCUGCUGAAAUUCGACACUCAGGGCAACCUUUUGUCAUGGUCCGGCACUCCCUUAUUACUCGACAACAAAAUCCCGAAAGAAUCCGACAUCGAAGCGAUGCUCGAAAAGUACAGACCAGCAAUUGAAGAAUACGGAAAUCUCGUUAUUGGAUAUACGGCGGUGCUGUUCGACGGGCAUACGUGUCGUUAUCGCGAAUGUAACUUUGGAAAUUUUAUCACUGAUGCGAUGGUGUUCCAACAUGCGAUUAAUUAUACGAGUUCGAGUGGCGAAUGGACUGAUGCGGCAAUUGGAAUGAUGCAAGCAGGCGGGAUUCGGGGUACAAUUGAUGAAAAUACGAAUAUUACAAAGCUGAAUUUGAACACGGUGAUGCCUUUUGAGGAUAGAGUUACAAUUUUGGACUUGAUGGGACAGGAUAUCGUGGAAGUGCUUGAACAUAGUGUUCAUCGAUACGAUCCGAUUGUGAGAAAUGGCGAAUUUAUGCAAGUGUCGGGAUUGAAAAUUAGAUAUAAUGUGUCUAAACCUGUCGGGCAGCGAGUGAAUCAUGUCGAAGUUCGAUGUGCCUCAUGUCGCGUUCCCGAAUACUUCCCCAUCCAACUCAACGAAACAUAUCGCGUCUUGAUGAACGAAUAUCCCUUCCACGGAGGCGAUGGAUACACAAUGUUAAAAAACAAGCCCGGCAACAUCACAAAAUUGAUCGACAUUGACAACGUAAUUCAAUAUUUGGCCCGUAAAACUCCAGUUUACCUUCAACGCGAGUCACGGAUCGUCUUCGAAGGAAACGAGGAUCACUUAGAAGAAAACAAUUGCUCCGUGAAUUCAACCGCCAGUCUCAUUGGGGUCGUCAAAAGUACAACGCUAAUAGUCACAAUAGCUAACUUAAUAAUUCAUUUUGUACAAUAAUCGAUUUUUUUUUUGCAUGUGAAAUAUAGAGAGAUCUAUGAUAUUUAAUGAAAAGUCAUCAAUUAAAUUGUCACAAAUAGUAACGAGUUUCAGCGAGAAACAAUUCAAUUUGCGAGACGAUGAUAAGGAAAAAUUGAAUUGUUAUCAAUUGAAAGCGGAUCAGGUUUGUCUCGUCGCGGAUGACGAACCGCAACAAAUAAUGAAAACAAUAAACAAAUUACGUCAAUUAAGAAUUUUGCUGGAAAUUUGCAUAAAGAUCAAUUGCAUGUCAUUAAUUAGUUGCAUUUCUUUGGAAUUCGGACAAAAUUUAUCGUAAAAUUCGAUU
Culicoides brevitarsis is the source of this 2424-nucleotide messenger RNA. Its product is annotated as protein 5NUC-like. Gene Ontology annotation, molecular function: metal ion binding; nucleotide binding; 5'-nucleotidase activity. Gene Ontology annotation, biological process: AMP catabolic process. Gene Ontology annotation, cellular component: plasma membrane. The transcript has 5 exons. The coding region runs from base 294 to 2099 and encodes 601 amino acids. Lineage: Eukaryota; Metazoa; Arthropoda; Insecta; Diptera; Ceratopogonidae. The record is from RefSeq and is a predicted model, not a curated record.